UACAUAUAAAGAGUAGCAUCCCAGGCGAAAAUUUUAGUCGUGUUUUUCGGGUAUUUAGAAUUCUUCAUUUUCGUGCGUCCGCAACUCUAGCAGCCAUCAGUAAAAUGCGUUUUAUUUACGUAAUUUCUUGUGUCCUUCUGUGCGGAGUCGUCGACAAGGUGACAUGUAAAUUUGCGAAAAUCAUGGGUACUCAAGUGAAAACGGAGGUCAAUCCUAACCAACAUUUUAUGGCAACGAAAACGCCGAUUACGGACGGCCAGAACAUAACUUGGUACAAAGACAUGCCUGUGCAAGGCUUCCUGCAGUUUGCUGGCGAGGUGCAAUACCAGAAGGGGAAAGCGCUCAAAACGACGAAGUUGGAUUGGAGUGCUAAGCUUGAUUUAUGUGAGGAGCUCGGGGACGAGUCUUUCGCCGAUCUGGCGGGUCAAGUGCUACGGACAUCGUGGCUGCCCAAUGGAUCCUGUCCCGUCCACAGGGGCACCACCUACCAACUGAGAAACCCAUUCCCAGCGACUGUCGAUCUGCCAUUCCACGUCAAGUCUAAGCAGUACGUGCUCAACUUACACGUUGGAUUUUCCCAAUCCAAUAUUCUUUUCUCGACGACGUACGAGAUCCAGGUCCUGAAGGAAGAAGAGAGUUUAUUUUAAUUAGGAAAUGUACUUUAUUCUCCGUCGUUUCGGUAAUUCAAGCGAAGAACAAGAAACGAGAAAAUGCUAUUUCUCUACCAAUACUGAUAUGACACAUGCACCAAAGAGCUGAUCGUGUUGGACGCACUCACGGAAAUCGAUUCAUCUGGAUAGUCAAAUUUUUCAUUCGUCAGUUUCCUUAUCGUAAUAAAGUUUUGUUGAAACCUUUCAAAGUUUCGAUCGUUCAAAUUUUUAGCAAUCUUUUUAAAGGAAUUGUUGAAAGGCGUCGACAAAAUUAUAAAAUUAUUGGUUUGUUGCUGAUCAAUCGAAUGGAAGUUCAGAAUUAUGCAUAAAAAAACAGCAGAAGAUCGUCGUGGAAGAACCUUUUCAGCGAACCUUUCGAAUGGAUGUGUGGAAAUGACACCAUAUUUAAUUUCUUGAAAGAUAAUCCAAUAUUUCCUGUAUCAAAGUUUAUAAUUAUCACCACAACAAUCGACGAACGACAGCUUCGUGCAUUCGACAAUGCCAACAAUAUUCGUGGGCAGAGAAUAAUUAGCCUGAACCAUUAUCUACUUUUGUAUGAAAAAAAUUUUUUUUUAAUGCCAUUCAUGUACGAGUUUCACUACGACGUACCUUAACCCAGACAGAUUAGGACUAAAAAUGUGUUAUCAAGGAUUUGUAUCAUCGUAAUGUUGCAAUGGAAGUCCAAUUAGUUGUUACUUUGAGUCAUUCAUUCAAGUUUGUGUUGAAUUGGCAUGAAGCAAUGCAUAAACUGGGUCGUUGUGAAAUUGGCAUUUAAUGAAAUGAACAUCAAAUUAAAAUAAUGAUUUACACCAAUUUGAAUAUUUUCUAAACCGUUUUCCAGGUGGAAUUUAUGGUCUUACAUAUAAUUUCUUAUCGCGACAAUUUCUUGUAUCCACAAAAGAAUAAUUCGUUGGAAAAUUUACGAUAAUGCAUUUUUGCUGUCCCUGAAUUAGCUAGGCCUAAUGGGCACGCGGCCAACCACAUUCCAGUGGAAUUUCUGGUGACUGAUACGUGGCUAUUUCUGUAACAUUAAAAAUUGCUCGCAAUAGUGUAAGAAAAAGUAAUGUCAGGAUAAUAAUGGCACACGAAGAAAUAUUAUUAUCAAUAUUUUCUCUUUAUUCUACAUUAUCGAAGCAGAAAUAAAAUAUAAUGACGUGUUUCUUUCGGAA
Messenger RNA from Venturia canescens, 1819 nucleotides. RefSeq lists its product as uncharacterized. Bases 105 to 647 code for a protein of 180 amino acids. The transcript is spliced from 4 exons. NCBI's taxonomy places the organism in Eukaryota, Metazoa, Arthropoda, Insecta, Hymenoptera, Ichneumonidae. The record is from RefSeq and is a predicted model, not a curated record.